AUGAAUUAUAAAAUUGUGUUUUUUUUGUGCCUACAAUUAAGUGCAGGUAUUUUAGGGAAAAAAAAACGAAUAGUGGGUGGUGAUAAUGUACACAUAAGGCAAAUUCCUUAUCAAGUAGCGUUGAAAAAUUAUACAACCAAUCAAUUGAUCGGUGGUGGUACAAUUAUUAGCGCAUCGCAUGUCCUAACGGCAGCUCACUGUAUUUAUAAUAAAUUCUUAUCCGAUAUAAGAAUCUAUUCUGGAAUUAAUUCUAUAUUAAGUAGGAAAUACGAGUCAAGGAUUAUACAUGUUCACAUAUAUGAGGGAUUUACGGGGAAAGAAGAAGACUACGGAAGCUACAUCCACGAUAUCGCCGUAAUCUUUCUCGAUGAACCUCUCGAAUUAGGCACAUUUCGAAACAAAGUCAACCUUCCCCGUAGACCAGCUUAUGUAGGACAAAAAGGCGUUGUCAGUGGCUGGGGAUUUACCUCCUAUCCAUCGAAUGCACUCUCCGCAACUUUACAAAAGGCCACAAUGGAAGUUAUUGAUAGCGAUCUCUGCUCGGACUUGCUUGUCAUUAAUAUACUUGAUACUCAGUUAUGUGCAUUCAAAAGGAGAGGAAUUGGUGCGUGCAGGGGUGACAGUGGUGGCCCAUUAAUUAGUAAUGGAGAAAUCAUUGGCAUUGCAUCUUUCGUUGUUCCAUGCGCCACUGGUGUACCAGAUGUAUAUACUCGAGUUUACGAAUAUAAUUCUUUCAUAAUGCAAGUUACGGGUAUUACGAUUGACUAA
This is a messenger RNA of Ceratosolen solmsi marchali, 768 nucleotides long. RefSeq names its product chymotrypsin-2-like. Gene Ontology annotation, biological process: proteolysis. Gene Ontology annotation, molecular function: serine-type endopeptidase activity. The record is from RefSeq and is a predicted model, not a curated record. The transcript has 4 exons. The coding region runs from base 1 to 768 and encodes 255 amino acids. Lineage: Eukaryota; Metazoa; Arthropoda; Insecta; Hymenoptera; Agaonidae.